AGUUCAUCCCUUAGAAUAGUUUUAAGAGAUCUGUUGUACGUCAUGUCUUCACAAAUCGAUAAUUAGGGAAAUUCAAAAAUUAUCGUACUUUAGGUUCCGGAAUCUAUGUUCUAAAAUUCAGAAGAAAGGUUAUCCAAGUGUCAAAAUUUCAAAUGUAUUCAAAAAUUUCAAAGCAUUCAAUUUGCUGAUAGAUAAUUUCCCAAAUGAUAUAAAAUGGAUUUAUUGGAAUUCCAGGAUUUGAAACCUGUACCUGACAUUGUACAUACAUAUACAUCUUCCUUGAGAAAUAAUUCCACACCUAUAAUAAUUGAUAAUGGUUCAUACCAGUGUCGCGUUGGUUGGGCUACGAAUUCUGAACCAUUAUUAGUAUUCAAAAAUUUGAUUGCGAAGCUGAGAAAAGAACGCUAUAAAAAAGAAAAUUCAGAUACUUCUCAAAUACCUCUGAUUCAAGUUGGAAAUGAUAUAGUAAACAUUGAAGCAGUAAGAUUUCAGCUCAAGUCUCAGUUUGAUAAAAAUAUCGUAACCCAUUUCGAAGCCCAGGAACAGUUAUUUGAUUAUGCAUUCUCUCAUUUAGGAAUUGAUACAGACAAUAUAGCUCAUCCAAUUGUUCUAACAGAGGCAUUUUUAAAUCCCAAUUCAUCUAGACAAUAUAUGACAGAGCUGUUAUUUGAAUGUUAUAAUGUGCCUGGAUUAUCAUAUGGUGUAGAUUCACUAUUUGGUCGAUUUUUUUCUGACCCUCAGCAAGAGAAUGCUUUAAUUGUAAGUCUUGGAUAUCAUACUUGUCAUGUUAUUCCAGUUUUGAAACACAGUGCAAUUUUUGAUAAUGUGAGGAGGCUGAAUACAGGAGGGCAACAUGUUAUUACAUUUUUACAUAGAAUAUUACAGCUGAAGUAUCCUGCUCACUCUACUAGUAUAACACUCAGUAGGGUAGAAGAAUUACUGCACACAAUAUGUGAAGUUGCUUUGGAUUAUAGGUCAGAGUUGAACAGAUGGUUGGAUACUGAUUACUAUGAGAAUAAUAUCAAAAAAAUUCAGUUACCAUACACUUGUAACGUACCAUCUACCCUCACAUUAGAACAACAGAAAGAAAGGAAAAAGGAACUUGCACGUAGGUUGACCGAGAUAAAUGCAAGAAAAAGGGAAGAAAGACUAGCUGAGGACGAAGAUAAAUUGUCGCAGUUAUUACAUAUACAAGAAAAAUACGAAAUUGGUAUAGAUGGAGAUGAAUUGGACAAUGCCCUAGCAGAUUUUCAAUUGAAAAAUGUGCAAGAUCUCCAGAAAACGAUCACGAAUCUAUCGAUGAGAAUCGAAAAAACAAAAAUAAAGAUGAAAACAACGAAGUUCUCUGAAGAAACAGAGGAACCUCCUGCAAAGCAGUCAAAAUCAAAUAAAAUAAUUUUUGAGAAUGAGAAAGACUUGAAUGAGUAUCUUCAGAAUAUUAAGAAAUCUAGGCAAGAUAUACUGAAUAGAAAACUGUUGAGAAAACAGAAAAAACAGGAUAUGGCAAAGAGAAGAACAGCCGCUGGACAAGAAAGGAUGCGAAUUAUUUCGCAAUUAGCUAGAAAAGAAAAAGGAAAUGAUGAUUUUGGAUUGAGAGACGAAGAUUGGGAUAUAUAUAAAACAAUUAGUAAAGAUGGAGGGGACACAGACAGUGAUGCUGAAAAUGAGAAGCUGUUAGAACUGGAGGAAAUCAUAAGGGAAUACGAACCCAAUGACUUGGAAGUUGUGAAUCCCGGCGAAACUUACCAGUUACAUGUUGGAAUUGAGCGUUUCAGAGCACCUGAACUCCUGUUCAAACCUUACAUGCUGGGUUCUUCUGAAGCCGGACUUUCUGAAGUUAUUGCUUACGUUCUUUCACUCUUCAAACCGGAAGAUCAGUUACUCCUAGCAUCUAAUGUGAUAAUUAUUGGCGGAUUGUCUUCAUUGAAAGGGCUGAGAGAAAGAGUUCUCAGCGAUCUGAUUUCCGUAAGACCGUUCAGAUCUAAAGUGAAUGUGAAGGUAGCAAAGAACAUUGGUUUAACAUCAUGGUAUGGUGCGAAAAAAUGGUCCAAACAUCCGGAAUUCAAGAAAAAAUUAUUGACACGUCAAAUGUACGAGGAGUUUGGUUCUGAAUAUUUCGUAACACACCCAUAUUCGAAUCCUUUCUACAAGACUCCAAAGGGGCAAACUAUUGAUGUGGAAACUUGAGACAAUUUUAGGUUUUCUUCAUUUGACAUUUUGUAAUUUUAUUUCAGCAAUUUAUUUAUUACAUUACAACUUGUACAGAGAUUUUUGUGCUGUAUAUGUGGUUAUCAAUAAAUCGAAACAUGAUUUCUUCUU
Molecule: messenger RNA, 2319 nt
Organism: Coccinella septempunctata (seven-spotted ladybird)
Lineage: Eukaryota; Metazoa; Arthropoda; Insecta; Coleoptera; Coccinellidae
Gene: Arp5
Product: actin-related protein 5
Exons: 6
Coding region: 214-2187 (657 amino acids)
Biological process (GO): regulation of DNA-templated transcription
Cellular component (GO): cytoplasm; Ino80 complex
Source: RefSeq, a predicted model, not a curated record